Molecule: messenger RNA, 3270 nt
Organism: Plasmodium vivax (malaria parasite P. vivax)
Lineage: Eukaryota; Apicomplexa; Aconoidasida; Haemosporida; Plasmodiidae
Product: cell division cycle ATPase, putative
Exons: 1
Coding region: 1-3270 (1089 amino acids)
Biological process (GO): mitotic spindle disassembly; autophagosome maturation; retrograde protein transport, ER to cytosol
Cellular component (GO): cytosol; VCP-NPL4-UFD1 AAA ATPase complex; nucleus
Molecular function (GO): polyubiquitin modification-dependent protein binding; ATP hydrolysis activity; ATP binding
Source: RefSeq, a predicted model, not a curated record
AUGAAGGGGGAAAAGAUGCAACCUCCGUACCCCCCCCGAAAAGCGCGCGUGCCCUGCUUCCUCGUCGUUGCCCUCGUCCUCCCCCUCAUCGUGCAACUGUCGCACCAAAUUGGAUUGAAAAAGGACGUCCGUUUCACCCUCGGGAGUGGAAGCCACCAGAGUAGGUUCCCCUUUGCUAAGAGGAAGAAUUUGGGCAACUCGCUUUUUCUCCCCCUGGGAAGGAAGAGGAACACGCUUACGUCCAUCGGCACGGACCUUUUCAAGGAGCGGGAUUCUCCUGGGGGGGUAAAGGACGAAUGGAAGAGUCGCGUGGUGAAUGAGGAGGCAAGCAAAAAUGGGGGGCACCACCCCGCGGUAGGCAUCCCUAUUGAUGGGAAGAGUGACCGGAAGGAAAAACAUCUUGGGGGCGAUGCAAGACUGGGUGGGAAUGUGCCCACUGGGGAGACAAACCUCGGGAUAACCCCCUCGGAGGAACAAACGCACAUCGUGCAGAACAACCUGGUGAGCGGACUCAUCAGCAGGUUUUGGCCGUUCGGGGAGAAGAAGGAGCGCGGUAGUGGGAGGGAAGAGACCCCCAAAGGUAGUGCUAAUGGGGGAGGAGGUGGAGACCCGCCCGAGCCGGAGAAGCACCCGUGGUGGGGCAACACGCCCAAGGAGAGCGCCUCAGUAGACACUCCCCCCGGAGAAGCGUCAUCGGAGGCGCCACCAGAGGGGGGCCCCCCACGGGAGAGGCGCCGGCCCAGCAGGGGCUCCGACCAGGACAAGGAGACGAACUUCCUCCUGAAGGCGCUGGAGACGGGCAAGUUCCCCUCCUACUGCCUCGUGGAAAAUGUAGACGAACAAAUAGAUAACUGCGAAAUCUACUUGAGCAAAGCCAAAAUGGAGGAGCUGAAUCUGAGCGAGGGCUUCACCGUCUUGCUCAAGGGGAAGAAGAAAAAGGAAAUGCUAGCGAUCGCCAAGCUAGAUAGGAGGCUACAAAAGCAUUUCGUGGUGAUCUCCUUCGCGAUGAAGAAGAACCUCAGACUUAUGCACAACGAUAUUAUUAAAAUUUUUCCCUUAAUGAAGGUACAUCCUUUGCGAACCGUUGUGCUCAGCCCCUUCAGCGACACCGUCGGAGGGUUAAGCAAGGCAGAGUUGGAGCAGGAGGUGCUCAGGCCCUACCUCAAGGGGACCUUCAAGCCGCUCUGCGAGGGUACAAAUGUGUAUAUCCCCCAUAAGGGGAGGAAGGUCGAAUUUAGGGUGGUCAAGCUGGUGAAGGAGGGGGAGGAAGCAGCUAGGAAGGAGGAACAACCGCUAAGGGAAAGCCGAGCAGAUGUCCCCACCUCUCAACACUACGGGUACGUAGGCGACAAUGCCAUCAUCACACUGGAUGAGGAAUACCUAAACAGAGAGGACUACGAGGAGCACACAGAUGAUAUAACCUAUGAAGACCUAGGGGGGAUGAAGAAGCAACUUAACAAAAUAAGGGAACUCAUUGAGUUACCCCUAAAGUACCCAGAAAUAUUUAUUAGCAUAGGAAUCUCUGCUCCCAAGGGGGUGCUCAUGCAUGGAAUCCCAGGGACUGGGAAGACCUCCAUUGCAAAGGCAAUUGCCAAUGAAAGCAACGCCUAUUGCUACAUCAUCAACGGGCCAGAAAUCAUGUCCAAGCAUAUAGGAGAGUCGGAGCAAAAGUUAAGAAAAAUUUUUAAAAAGGCGAGCGAAAAAACCCCAUGCAUAAUCUUCAUUGAUGAGAUAGACUCCAUUGCAAACAAACGAAGCAAAAGUACCAACGAGCUAGAGAAAAGGGUCGUCUCGCAGCUCCUAACCCUGAUGGAUGGCUUAAAGAAAAAUAACAAUGUGCUCGUUCUGGCCGCCACCAACAGACCCAAUUCGAUCGACCCUGCCCUUCGACGCUUCGGGCGAUUUGAUAGAGAAAUCGAAAUUCCGGUCCCAGACGAACAGGGCAGGUACGAAAUUCUGCUCACCAAGACGAAGAAGAUGAAGCUGGACGCGGACGUCAACUUGAGGAAGAUCGCCAAGGAGUGCCACGGCUACGUCGGCGCGGACCUCGCGCAGCUCUGCUUCGAGGCCGCCAUCCAGUGCAUCAAGGAGCACGUCCACUUUUUGGACCUCGACGAGGAGGACUUCAUCGCCUUUAUGGAGCUCAGCGUGGAGGGGGAGCGGCUAAGCGGUGAUGAGGGGCGAAGAAGCGGUACCCGGCCGCUCCUCAGCGAUACCCGGCCGCCUGUCACCGCUUCCUCGCCGCCCCCCAGGGGGGCGAAGAAGAUCCCGCCCUACAUCCUCAACAAGCUGACCAUCAAGGCGAAGCACUUCCAGCACGCACUGAACAUCUGCAACCCGAGCUCGCUCAGGGAGAGACAAGUGCAAAUCCCCACCGUCACGUGGGAGGACAUCGGCGGAAUGCAAGAUGUGAAGGAGCAACUCAAGGAGACCAUUUUGUACCCCCUAGAAUAUAAGCACCUGUAUGCAAAAUUCAAUUCGAAUUAUAAUAAGGGCAUAUUGCUGUAUGGCCCCCCCGGAUGUGGAAAGACCUUACUAGCCAAGGCAAUUGCAAAUGAGUGUAACGCUAACUUCAUCUCAGUUAAGGGGCCAGAACUCCUAACCAUGUGGUUUGGAGAGUCGGAGGCGAAUGUGAGGGACCUGUUUGACAAAGCCCGAGCAGCUUCUCCCUGCAUCAUCUUCUUCGACGAAAUAGAUUCGCUAGCAAAGGAACGAAACAGUAACAAUAACAAUGAUGCGAGCGACCGGGUGAUCAACCAGAUCCUCACCGAAAUUGAUGGAAUAAAUGAAAAAAAAACCAUCUUCAUAAUUGCAGCCACGAACCGACCAGAUAUCCUAGACAAGGCUCUCACCAGACCGGGGCGGCUAGACAAGCUGAUUUAUAUUUCUUUGCCAGAUUACAAAAGCAGGUGCAGCAUUUUUAAGGCCAUUUUGAAGAACACCCCUCUUAGUGCGGAUGUGAAUCUGCACGAGAUGGCCAAACGCACGGAGGGCUUUUCCGGGGCCGACAUUACCAACCUUUGCCAGAGCGCCGUCAACGAGGCGAUUAAGGAGACCAUCCGCUUGGUUAGCCAGCGGAAGGGUGGCCCGGAAAAGCGGAGCGGCGCAAAAGCGAAUGGCGGCGCGGACGACCACUACGACCCCGUGCCCACGCUCGCCAAGAAGCACUUCGACUUGGCCUUCAAAAACGCCCGCAUCUCCAUCCGCCCCGAGGACGUCCUCAAGUACGAGCGCUUCAAGGAGAAGCUCUCCCUGCAGAGCUUCGACUGA